AUGGCUUUUAUAAAUUUCAGUUUAUUUUUAUCCUGUCUGUUUCUUCCAUUGACAGUUGUAGUUACUCAAGUAUCAUGGGAAAAUUGUGGAAGUGAAUCAAAUGAUAUCAAACUACUAAGUCUUACGAUAAGUCCAGAUCCAAUUGUGAUUCCUGGUUUGAUUUCUGUAACAACAACUAUCUAUACUAAUCAAAAGUUAACAAGUCCAUUAAAGGCAACAGUGUCAUUAAGAAGAAAACUUUUUAUAACUUAUAUUACACUUCCCUGCUUCAUAAUUGGUUCAUGUACAUAUGAUGAUCUUUGUACUCGUUAUAAACAAUAUAGUUGUCCAAUAGAAGCAGGAGAACAUACAUUUAAUAUUCCAAUGAAAAUUAAUUCUACAUCCUGGAUACUUGCUGGAAAUUAUCAAGCACAAAUUGAUAUAGAAACUAAUUCAAAUGGAAAAGGUUGUGCUAAAAUUAAUAAUAUAUCUGUUAAAACAAAUUAA
This is a messenger RNA of Rotaria sordida, 486 nucleotides long. NCBI's taxonomy places the organism in Eukaryota, Metazoa, Rotifera, Eurotatoria, Philodinida, Philodinidae. The record is from the annotation of a GenBank genome assembly.